Molecule: messenger RNA, 2665 nt
Organism: Cheilinus undulatus (humphead wrasse)
Lineage: Eukaryota; Metazoa; Chordata; Actinopteri; Labriformes; Labridae
Gene: nol10
Product: nucleolar protein 10
Exons: 21
Coding region: 93-2237 (714 amino acids)
Biological process (GO): maturation of SSU-rRNA from tricistronic rRNA transcript (SSU-rRNA, 5.8S rRNA, LSU-rRNA)
Cellular component (GO): nucleus; nucleolus; 90S preribosome
Molecular function (GO): protein binding
Source: RefSeq, a predicted model, not a curated record
UUUUGCUCCGGUGUGACAACGUGGGUUCAGUUCAGCUUACCGGUGUGUAGAAACAGUGUUAUGUGUUUCCAGAUUCCUACUAACUUUCUACGAUGCAGAUUUCCAGUGUGAACGAUGUGAAGAUUUAUAAUUUAAGCCACGGAAAGUCUCUGCCUGAGUGGCUGUCAGAUCGGAAGAAAAGGCAGUUACAGAAGAAAGAUGUGGAUAUCCAGCGCAGGAUUGAGCUCAUUCAGGACUUUGAGAUGCCCACAGUGUGCACCUCAAUCAAAGUGUCUAGAGAUGGUCAGUUCAUCCUGGCAGCAGGCACCUACAAACCCAGGAUUCGCUGUUAUGACACUUACCAGUUGUCCCUGAAGUUUGAGCGCUGUCUGGAUUCAGACGUUGUGGCUUUUGAUAUCCUGUCGGAUGACUACUCAAAGUUGGUGUUUUUGCACAGUGACCGAUAUGUAGAGUUCCACUCACAGCACGGACACUACUACAAAACACGGAUCCCAAAGUUUGGACGGGACUUUUCUUAUCACUACCCCUCCUGUGAUCUAUUUUUUGUGGGGACGAGCUCAGAGGUGUUCAGGCUGAAUCUGGAACAAGGACGUUUCUUAAACUCACUCCAGACAGACGCUGUAGAGAACAAUGUUUGCGACAUCAACCCCGUCCAUCAUUUGUUUGCCACGGGAACCUCUGAGGGAAGGGUUGAAUGCUGGGACCCUCGUGUCCGCAGCAGAGUGGGCAUGCUGGACUGUGCCCUCAGCAGCCUCACUGAAGGAACUGAGGUUCAAGGUUUACCCUCAAUCAGCGCGCUGAAGUUUAACGGCUCCCUCACCAUGGCAGUUGGGACCAGCACAGGACAGGUGCUGCUGUAUGACUUGCGCUCAAACCAGCCUCUGCUAGUUAAAGAUCACUUCUACAACCUGCCAGUCAAAUCCCUCAACUUCCAUGAUCAGCUGGACCUGGUUGUAUCCGCUGACGCCAAAAUCAUAAAAAUCUGGAACAAAGACAAUGGCAAAAUCUUCUCCUCCAUACAGCCUCAGACCAACAUCAACGAUGUUUGCAUCUACCCCAACUCAGGUAUGCUCUUCACUGCCAACGAAGAUCCAAAGAUGAGCACGUUUUACAUCCCGGCUCUGGGCCCUGCACCACGAUGGUGCUCCUUCCUCGACAACCUGACAGAGGAGCUGGAGGAGAGCCCGGAGAGCACUGUGUACGACGACUAUAAGUUUGUCACCCGCAAGGACCUGGAGAAUCUGGGUUUGUCUCACCUUGUGGGAUCAACUAUGCUGAGAGCCUACAUGCACGGCUACUUCAUGGACAUCAGACUAUAUCACAAGGUCAAAAGCAUGGCAAAUCCAUUUGCAUACGAGGAGUACCGUAAGGACAAGAUCCGGCAGAAGAUUGAGGAGUCCAGGACACAGAGAGUGCAAGUAAAGAAACUGCCCAAGGUGAACAAGGAGUUGGCUCUCAAGCUGAUGGAGGAAGGCGACGAUGAACUAGAGAUGGUGGCUAGGAAGAAGAAGGGCAAGGCUCUCCCGAGCAUCCUGGGAGACGACCGCUUCAAGGUGAUGUUUGAAAACCCAGACUUCCAGGUGGACGAGCAAAGCGAAGACUUCCGCCUCCUGAACCCCAUCGUCUCCAAGGUCGAACAGAAGAGGAAGAAGAAGCUGCGACUGCUGGCUAAGCAGGCUGCUGAGUCCCAAAAGGCAGCCGAAGACGAGGAGGAGCCCGAGGGUCGAGCCAGCUCUGAUGAGAGCUCGGAUGACGAUAAGAGCUGGGUGGAGGAGGUGAGGGAGCAGCGCAGGUUGCUGCGACAGGAGGACCGAGACCGCCGACGGCAGGAGAGGAAGGAAGCGGACCGCGGCACCGUCCUGCUGGACGGGGAACGGAACAGAAAAGAGAAAACCACAAAUGGCAUGAAGACAAGUCAGCCGCAGUUUUAUCAGAUUAAAGCCGGGGAAGAGUUCAGAAGUUUUAAUGACAUCGCCCGCAAGCAGAAACUGCAAAAGGCUUCAUUAGAGGAUCGUCUGAAACUAGAGGAGAACUCUGGAACAAACAACAUGGCCGACACUGCAGUGGGCAGCAAACAGCUGACGUUCACUCUCAAAAAGUCAGAGCAGCAGAGGACGCAGCAGCAGGCAGAAUGGGCGCACCACGAGGAGAGAAAGAAGCUGAGGCGCUCAGCCGGACACCUGAGCAGCAGCCGGGGCAGAGGCUGGGGGAGAGGGAGAGGGAGAGGCCGGUACUGAGGAGAGCAGCUCAGUGUUGUCUUCACUGAAAACGUCCACGGCCCACAUCAUGACAGGCACAUGCAGAUGCCUUAAAAAAUGGAUCUUUAAGCUGCAGAGACUCAGUGGAGACGCGAUGCAUCGGUGGCAGAGACUGACGGAGACGAACACACAGGCCUGUCUCUCUCUCCUGGGUGGUCUGGACCAUGUGUUUAGCUGCUCCCUGCAAAUUUCACCCAUACUGAGUAGAAACUCCCUGCGUCUUUUUUAACACUCAGGCCAUUAAAAGUUUCAAGACUGUAAAUUCUUCUGUUGAAUUCUGCUAUCACAGCAAAGAAAGUUUGGUAAUAUGUGUGUAAAAAUGUAUUUUUAAUGCUUUUUGUUGUUUAUUGUUAAAACAACAUGGAUGAACAACUCUUGUACUAUAGAUUACAUUAAGUACAAAACCU